This is a messenger RNA of Klebsormidium nitens, 1075 nucleotides long. NCBI's taxonomy places the organism in Eukaryota, Viridiplantae, Streptophyta, Klebsormidiophyceae, Klebsormidiales, Klebsormidiaceae. The record is from the annotation of a GenBank genome assembly.
CUGCAUGAUGGAGAUAGGCUCAGCCUCUGGAAAGUGGGAAGGAGCAAGUCAGGACGUAGCUAGUCCAGUAUUGGGCGUGUCAUCUUCUUGUCAGCCGGCUAGCUUCUGCCACGGUCCCUAGGAAGAGCGCUUCUACCUGAUCAAAUGCACUAGAAGCGCAUCCACAGGGUCCAUAUCCCGCUUUUGUCAGGCCGUCUCUCCCAGCUGUGCCACCACUCCAAAGUGCUGGGUGUUUUACUCAGACAUCCGGGCGCCCUGCACAGUCUGCGGCCAGCCUACGGCGGCAGGUGCUUGGAACUAAGCGCAAGCUGUACAGCGGAGUGUGUGAAUACGCACCACUAUGGUUGCCGCUUCUGCAGUUGCUGAGAGACCCUCAGAUAACUUUGUUAAUGAGAAAGUAACUUCUAACAACAAUGCCGCCAGAGAAGCAAAGGAGGGACUACAAGAAAAGCCUUCUGAUCAGAACUCCAGUGGUCGUCCCAGCAGUCCAGCUUCCAAAAAGAAGUCAAAAGAAGCGCUGUCCAUUGACAAAGAGGCCAACUCACAUGGGUUGACUGGUCAGACUAGCCCGUUCCCACCAUACGGUCUAGCGGAGCUGGAGGCAGACGGAAACAAUGUCCAGUCAGUGCAGGGAAGAGCGCUUCGAGAAACUUUGAAGCUGCACGAAAAGACUGAGUAUCUGAACAAGUAUGAGAUCAACGGUUCAACGAGUGUGGAAGAGUUUCGGAGACGCCACCCCGUGACUCGUUAUGAGGACUAUGCUGAGUACAUUGAGCGGGAGGUGGCCGGCGAGAGCAGGGAGACUGGGAAGCAGAUCUUGUGUGCUGAGCCGAUUGUUGGGUACAUGCUCACGUCGGGCAGCUCCAAAGGCACCCAAAAAAGGAUUCUGAAAACAGCGGGAUCCAUGAUGCGCAAUGCAAUGCCCUUUAACCUCUUUGAGGAGAUCAUGCAGAAGCAAUACGGUGACAAACCCCAGGACGUCAUCCUAGCUUUCGUCCACGUCGGCCCCGAGACGCCGCUGCCCGGAGGGCUCACCGCCGGAAGCGGCACCACUCUCGGGCUCCGCCGCAUCUGA